AUGGCCAACACCGGCCAUCAUUACGGUGUGACGGCAUGUCUCGGAUGCAAGACAUUCUUCCGAAGAGUCGUGCUUCAGGCAAACUCGCCAAAAUGCAAAUAUAAGAAUCAGUGUCGAUUAGAAAAAAGCGCAAACGCAAAACGGCUAUGCAGAAGUUGUAGAUAUCUCAAAUGCAAAGAAGUUGGAAUGACCGAAGAAGCGUUGCAUCCCGGAAGAGAUGUGAUAGGAAGACGUCAUCGUCAUUCGGAAGAUUCGUCGCCGAUGUCAAACUCCUCGAUAAAUCAGAGUCAUGAAAUUGAAAGCCCUUUAAACUUCAACCAAGACGAUAUCGAUGUGCUCGAAGCAAUUCAGGAAAUGGACAUAGAAAUACGACAACGAACUGCACGCUUGAGAGGACAAUCGCCCAAAGAGAAACAGUCGUUCAAUUUUUAUAGUCCGACGUGUAAUUAUUCGAAUGUGGCGGUUAACCACAGUAUAGGAGGUUCGCUGAAAGUCGACAUCUCACUAUUACGUGAAUGGGUUAGCCGUGUGCCGGACUUUACCCAUCUCACCGACAAAUACCAACAAUAUUUGUUGAGGCGAUUUUGUCUACGAUAUACUGUUAUAGAGCAUGGGCUAUUCACUGUCCAGAUGCCGCCGCACAAGAACGUUUGGUUCUUAUCGGACAGGACGUGCCUGGUUAGCAGCAUGAUCGACAUCCCCGAUGAGAUCAGGAGCCUCUUAACACCGGCGAUAAUUGAAGAGCAGAAGCUUCUAGCUCCUUUCACGUCGAUGUUGAUUCGCGAGGUUGCUGAUCCAUUGAGGAACCUGAAGCCCACGUCAACGGAAAUUGCAGCGAUCAAAGUGUUGAUGCUCUUGAAGCCGACAUGUCUUCGGGAACUGAACGCCGGUGAACUAGCAGGAAGCGAAGACAUCGAAGCGGUGUUGAAGACACGAAACCGAGUGAUCAGUGGAUUGCACUCGCACUACGUCCAAAAACGGAUGGGCGUUGAAGAUAUUGCUGUUCGACUUGGAGAGCUGCUAAUGCUCAUCGGAGGAAUCGAAGUGUGUGCUGAUCGUGCACUCGAGGAAAUGCACAUGCUCCGCGUUUUCAAUCUAUCGUCGUUCGACGCGAGCUGCUCGGAUGUGAUUUUCGGAUUCAACAGGGAUUUCUAA
Messenger RNA from Caenorhabditis bovis, 1155 nucleotides. Lineage: Eukaryota; Metazoa; Nematoda; Chromadorea; Rhabditida; Rhabditidae. The record is from the annotation of a GenBank genome assembly.